This is a messenger RNA of Marasmius oreades (fairy-ring Marasmius), 946 nucleotides long. RefSeq lists its product as uncharacterized. NCBI's taxonomy places the organism in Eukaryota, Fungi, Basidiomycota, Agaricomycetes, Agaricales, Marasmiaceae. The coding region runs from base 137 to 769 and encodes 210 amino acids. The transcript has a single exon. The record is from RefSeq and is a predicted model, not a curated record.
CAUUUUGAGGCGGUUCCCUCUCUUGCUCCUGUUUUCCCUGGUUCUUCUUGGGCUGCAUAUAAACUUGGACAAUCCAAUCUUAUGGGUGCAAUCAAGGAACCUUGACUUCUACCACUACUUGUCGUCUUUGAACACAAUGCCAGGCAUUAACAAGCGAGUACACUGGGCUAGUACGCCCUCACCUCCAUCAUCCAUCUCCUCUCUGCCGUCCUCGCCCGGUCCCUUAACUCCUCCCCAACACUCGUCGGGGCCAUACACAUACCAAGCAUUACCUUUACCGGGCUUAACACCCACAGAGGUUCAUCCUGCACUGGGCUCACAUGCCCUAACCACUUUGCGGUGGGACUUGACUCUCCAACCUAAUGUAGAAACUAUGCACGUCGAUCCACGUAUCUUUACCGCGGCUGUGACCAAACCUCCCCUCCCGUUCAUCAUCAUCAUCGUCCCUGAAUUGGGUUGGGAAAUCCCAAUUCAACCCCAGGGAGGUAACCCAUUCAUCACGGUAUGGGACGUCGUACAAGGAAUCUACCGUUUCCUCCGAGAACCGAUCACCCAGGAACAAUAUGCGCGUUGUAACGAACAACAGCGUCUCCAGAUUGACGCGUCGUUCCGCCGCAGAUAUACUCGAUACGACCAACCACAGGGUCAGAAGCUAGAAAAGUCGAAAGGGAUAAAGAAGGUCGACUUGUUAUUUGGGCAAACACGCUUCAUGGGCUUGUCGAGCACCAAGCGCGGCCCGGACUUCUGGAGGAUGCAUUUCUCUUCAUGAUCAGCAUUAUUAGCCCGUCGUCGUCGUCUUCCAUAUACCCCCCACUCUCUACUCAUACCCCAAAUAUCUGUACCUGCCAUCACUCCGUCAUAUCAUUGUCCAAGCACCGUAUGAUUUAUCUGUAGCUUAUUCAAUACCUAUAUCAUUUGUAUUACAUGAAAUUGAAACAAUCAUGCC